AUGCAGGAACCAAACGUUUGGCUUAUCACGGGCACCACCUCGGGCAUAGGGGCUGCCCUCGUGGAACAGUUCGCCGCAAGGGGCGACAAGGUCAUUGCAACAGGUCGGAAUGCGACGGCGAGGCUCGCAGACAAGAAGUCGGACAACGUCGUACCUUUCGACCUCGAUGUAACCUCCCCGCUUGCAGAUGUCAAAGCCCAGGUGCAACAAGCUGUCGAGGUCUUUGGGCACAUCGACUUCGUUAUUAGCAAUGCCGGUUACUCUCUCCUGUCUUCAAUCGAAGAAGCGGACGAAGAAUUUGUUCAGAAAAUGUUCGACACCAACCUCUUUGGAGCAGUGAAGGUGGUUCAGGCAGCUCUUCCGCAUUUUCGUGAAAGAAAAUCAGGUACCUUUGGGUUUAUCGGUGCUGGAUUCGGCUGGGCAUCUUUUCCAUUCAUGGCUCAUUAUGGCAUGGCCAAAGGUGCACUCACAAUGUUUGUGGAGAGUCUCCAGAGGGAGACUGCUCAUCUCGGUAUCAAAGCCGUUAUCUUCGAGCCCGGUGGUGUCAAUACUGCCAUAAACGACAAGAAUGAAGACAAGCCUCAGUCUGAGGGACCUCCUCCUGGUUUCCCCACUAUUGCAGACUACCAAGGCCUGUAUGGUGAAGCUAUGGGAAAAAUCGCGACAGAAGUCUUCCCAAACCUCCCAUCAUCGGUGGACAAGCUACCGCCAGUCAUUUGGGAUGUGAUCAAAGGGCAGGGCUUAGCAGCCAACAAGGCGUUCCCAAUCAGGGUGCCGAUUGGAGUUGACUCCGUUGAGGUCAUCAGGCAAAAAUGUCAAGAGCAGCUCCGUCUUUGCGACGAAUGGGAGAAAGCUGCGUUGAGCACCGCUAGAGACGGAGUGACUCAGAUCCCGAACGAGUACAUGAUGAAGAAGCUCUCUAUUCUGGAUAUGACAAAUUCUUGA
Molecule: messenger RNA, 945 nt
Organism: Colletotrichum costaricense
Lineage: Eukaryota; Fungi; Ascomycota; Sordariomycetes; Glomerellales; Glomerellaceae
Exons: 3
Coding region: 1-945 (314 amino acids)
Molecular function (GO): oxidoreductase activity
Source: RefSeq, a predicted model, not a curated record